This is a messenger RNA of Hypanus sabinus (Atlantic stingray), 3027 nucleotides long. RefSeq names its product lysophosphatidic acid receptor 5-like. The coding region runs from base 416 to 1609 and encodes 397 amino acids. Gene Ontology annotation, molecular function: G protein-coupled receptor activity. NCBI's taxonomy places the organism in Eukaryota, Metazoa, Chordata, Chondrichthyes, Myliobatiformes, Dasyatidae. The transcript has 2 exons. The record is from RefSeq and is a predicted model, not a curated record. Gene Ontology annotation, cellular component: membrane. Gene Ontology annotation, biological process: behavioral response to pain; G protein-coupled receptor signaling pathway.
UUCUUUGGACCGGAGAGACCCUUCGGCAGUGGUUCCACACUUCUGAGACUCCAAGACCUCCCCAACACUACAGAAUUCUUAGUCCAAAUUGUAGCAAAAGCGCUCACCUUUUGUUUGGGUGCACCCUUUAUUCUGUUAGCCCUGUGGGGGGUCCCUAGAGGACUGGGAAGCGUCCCCAUUAUGCCGUUUCCUUUCCGCGGGUCGCUUUCCGGUCCUGCCGUGGUCGCUAAUUUUGUCGUGGUUUCUCGUGCCCCAGAAAUGACCAAGAGACGCAGAAGAUUCUUCAAGAAGGGUUAAACUUUAAUUUGCAAAUCAAAGCUGACACAGUCAUUGAGCUAGUCGCUGAUUGACCACCGAUCCCCGGACACAGCAUUUUUUAUAUCAAUCUCCUAGUCCAGUUUCACAGGUACCACAGAUGCAGCUGAAUGGCACCCAUUUGCCCCUGAACGGCACCCAGUUGCCCCUGAACAGCACCCAGUUGCCCGAAGUCUGCCGGGACUAUGACUACAUAACGGAAUUGCCCAACUGCAGCGACCACGAUCAGAUCCACCGACUGCAGCUGGCCUGGCACAGCGUACAACUGGCCAUCGGCCUCCCGCUCAACGCCGUGGCUCUCUGGGUCUUCAUCUGCCUCCUGGGCCUGCGGACGGUGGUGACGGUUUACCUGGUCAACCUGGCCGCCUGCGACCUGCUCUUCACUCUGGCGCUGCCCCUGCGGAUCUACUACUUCACCACUGACCUCUGGCCGCUGGGCAAUGUGCUGUGCCAGCUGGCGGGCUCGCUCUUCCAGCUCAACAUGUACGGCAGCUGCCUCUUCCUGGCGGCCAUCAACGUCGACCGCUUUCUGGCGCUCGUGCACCCACUCUACUGCCAGCCCCUGCGCCGGCGCCGGGUGGCCUGGAAGGUGUGUGGGGUGGUCUGGGCGCUCAUCGUCCUGGGGUCCAUCCCCGUGGCCCUGGCCCACGACACCAGCUGCUGCCAGGGCGCCAACUCCACCGUGGAGGUGCGCUGCUUCGAGAGCUUCUCCAAGCGGGCCUGGAAGAUGGAGCUGCUGCCCCUCGUCGUGAUGGCGGAGAUCCUGGGCUUCCUGCUGCCCCUGUCAGUCGUCCUGUACUGCUCUGUCCGUAUCCUGCACGCCCUGAGCCGCAGGGGGGGCAGCAGGCAGGGGGAGGGCGAGGUCCGGAGGAAGAAAGUGCGCCUGCUCCUGCUGGCCAACGCCACCAUCUUCGUCCUGUGCUUCCUGCCCUACAACCUGCUGCUGGCGAGCUAUGCGGGGCUGAGGGCCAAGGACUCAGGCAACACAGAGUUGAGGGCCAAACUCCGCUUCGUCCUCCAGAUCACCAUGCUCUUGUCGAGCUCCAACUGCUGCCUAGACCCGCUGGUCUAUUAUUUUAGCACAGAGGGCUUCCGGGCUACCUUCCGGCGCAAGACCUUUUCCAGGGCUUCGGGCCAGGGGCGAUGGACACUCCUGCUAUCGUCCAGGAAAUGGCGUGACCGGGCCAGGUCCUCAAUCCCCGGAUCAACCCCUGUGCAGUUCCAAGUUGUGAGCAAGAAUGAGGGGCUGGAGAACGGGGAGGUUAAAGAGGAGACAGGGGAGGAGUGCUUGUAGACUGUCUGGGUGGGUGACCCUUUGAUCCCACGAUACUUUUUGAGCCAGCCAUUACUGUUCAAUCUUAGGCUCCCAAUGUCCCACUCCUUCACUCUCACUCCUCUUGUCCACACCCCCAAAGAAUCACCCUCCACCAUUCACUCCUUCCCACUCCCUUCCCUUGUCCACACUCCUAAAGAAUACCCUCCAAUUCUUCCAAUUCACUCCCACUGUCCGCUCUCAACAGGCAGGUACCUUUACCAUCAGAAAAAUGUAUACAACAUACAUCCUGAAAUUCAUUUCCUUCACAAACAUCCACAGAAACAGAGGUGUACAUCAAAGAAUGAAUGACAGUUAAACCUUUGAACACCAAAGCCCCCUCCUAUGCACAAGGAACAGCCCUCACCACACCCCCACUCCCAUGAGCAAAGAAGCAUCAGCUCCUUCCAUCGAACAUUCAAGGGGGUGCAGCAAAGCAUCAAUAAAGACAGUUGUGCAGUACUCCAAAGGCCAGUAGAUUGCACGGUAGUUCGGCAUACCACACGCACUCUCUCCUUAAUAAGGGGAAAAAAGAGGGGUCCCCUGUUUCACAGAGAGAAGGGAGACAGAACAAACAUCUCACUGAUUCGCGAUGUUAGAAGUCUGUUGUGUCGCUUUUUCUGAGCUCUGCGCCCAGACAGUCAGGCCCAGCAAGGUGCAGCUCCCCAGACACACAGACCCCACCCCGGCAGCUGACCGCUGCUCCCCAUGUUCUGCCACGGUGCUUCAGUCAGGUCCUCCGGACCAGAACCACAAAAUUCUGGCACCCUGAAGGUGUGCUAGUCUUCCUCGGGAUAUCAAAAAGCAGCCGGUCCUAAGGCCUUGAGAGCGGGUCCCAUUCCCACAAAGAACUGAAGACAGGGUGCAACUCCAGAAAAGGGAAAAAGGAGAUUUCAAAGAUACAAGUAGAGAUGUUUCCAAAGAGGCAAAUGUACAAUGUCCUGUGUAUGUUACUCAGAAUGGCCUCUUUGGCCUCUUUGGUUUGUUACAAGUAGGAAUGCUUCUUUGUCGGAUAAGUGUUUCUCUCACCGUUGUUUCACUUUAGAAUGGCUGAUAUGGUAAUUGUAUUCAUUUGUUAAUCAAUGGGGAAUGUUACUGUGUCUUGUGAUGCUGGGAAUUUGGGGGAGGGGUUUUUUUCGCGGGUUUUUUUGGUGAAAGGGGGAGGCCGAGGAAGACGCUGAGGAAGGUGGACGUGUGCUGGACUGCUCGUAAGACCACCGGGGUGGUCCCAGGUGCGACGGCCGGAUGGGUCGAUUGGUUCGUUGAUUGAGCUCCAACGAGUGCACUAAACAGACUGAACUUUGAUAAGUUGGCGCCUUUUGUUUUUUCCUUGUAUAUAUAUAUAUAUAUUGUAUUGCCUACUAUUUUUUUUAAUUUUAGUAAACUCUUUAAAAUGUAUU